Messenger RNA from Hypomesus transpacificus, 1081 nucleotides. RefSeq names its product sialoadhesin-like. Lineage: Eukaryota; Metazoa; Chordata; Actinopteri; Osmeriformes; Osmeridae. Gene Ontology annotation, molecular function: transmembrane signaling receptor activity. The record is from RefSeq and is a predicted model, not a curated record. Gene Ontology annotation, biological process: cell surface receptor signaling pathway. The coding region runs from base 30 to 683 and encodes 217 amino acids. The transcript is spliced from 8 exons.
GUUAGUCAGUCAGUCAGCAGCCAGACAGGAUGGAGUUCACACCACUCUGCUUUAUGCUCUGUGUCUGCUGUUCCAUCCUCUCACGUCUCUGCUGCUUCUCUCUAUCUCCUGCAGUCUCUCUGAGCGUCAGUCCCAGCAGAUCUCAGUUCUUCAAUUAUAACAGUUUCUCCCUGAGCUGUGAGGAGCAGGGGAGCUCUGCUGGAGGGAGGGUGAGGAGGACCACCACAAAAGGAAUGUCUUCAGAGUGUGGAGGAGCAGGCUGGGGGACUUUAGUGGGUUUCUCCUGCUACGUGAAAGACCUGUCCCCAGGGGACACUGGAGUGUACUGGUGUGAGUCUGGCUCAGGAGAACACAGCCAUGCUGUCAACAUCACAGUGCAUGCUGGAGCUGUGAUCCUGGACAGUCCUGUCCUCCCUGUGAACGAGGGACAAGCUGUGACUCUACACUGUAGAUACCAGACACCUCCCUCUGACCGCACAGCUGCCUUCUACAAGGAUGGAUCUCUGGUCAGGACUGAGGCUGUGGGAGAGAUGACCAUCCCUGCUGUGACUACGUCUGAUGCAGGGUUGUACAAGUGCAGCAAUUCUGAGCGGGGAGGAUCUCCAGAGAGCUGGCUGGCUGUGAGAGGAAGAGACGUAAAGAGAGACCCCCUCGAGCAGCAAAGCCUGUCUACUCAGCAGUGAAGACAGAAACAGGUUCAGCAGGAGCCAGUGUGACCUACUGUGUGUGUUCCAGAGAAGCCCCUCCCCCCAGAACCUGAUGUCAUCUACUCCUCAGUGAGACCAGGCUGAGCUGCAGCCCCGGAGGUGCUGAACCGAGUGGUGUCGGAAGCCUUCCUCUCCUUCUUUGUGAAGACCGUGGGCCACUUCUCAUCCCACAUGAAGCGCAGCGCCAACGGCCAGUCCAGAGUGUUCCAGAAGAAGUCUUUCUACAACGCCACCGAGUCAAAGACCUACCGUCAGUUUGUCAAGGACUUCUGCAGAACCCAGAUGUUUGACAUUUUCAUCCAGGAGGAAGAGGGGCAGCCCUCGACACAUGAAGGUUUCUUCCAGCAGAAAGUAGCAAAGUAUCAAGAGAGGAA